Molecule: messenger RNA, 798 nt
Organism: Lactuca saligna
Lineage: Eukaryota; Viridiplantae; Streptophyta; Magnoliopsida; Asterales; Asteraceae
Source: the annotation of a GenBank genome assembly
AUGUCCGUACGAGAGCUGCUGGUACAAGGUUUUUACAUGGAUCCGAUAUACAACGAAAGACAUAUGCUCUCUAAGGAGUCCGGCAUAUACUCAUUUGUAGUGGUAAUGUUUGAAAUGUCAAGUGGGAUGAUGGCUUAUAAUGCAAGGCACUUUGAAGAUAAGGAACUGUAUCUGAUCGACCUCGUUCGAAGCUACUAUGACCACCAUAAACUCGUUGAUGGACUUGACAAGUUAAUAGAUCCCACUAUCAAAGAUCUGAUUCAUAUGAGAUCUUUUGAUAAAUUUAAUGAAAUUGCACAUGAGUGCAUUAACUUUGAUUUUAGGAAACGCCCGACGGUUAAUAGGAUCAUCAAGACUAUUGACGAAGCAUUGAAUAUUCAAGCCUUUUGGAAAGGGCUCCUGUCACCGGAUUACCAAGAAAUUAUUGAAAGGGCGGUUUCUCCUCUGGGUUUUGCCUCUAAAAGGGAACUCUACUUCUGCCUAUCAGACUCACAUAUCCUCCUUGAUCGAGGCUACGUGAGCUUCCAGCUAGAUAUGAAACCGGGAAAAACAUACCUUGUCUUUCGAACUACUAGCAAUUCUGAAGGACUUUCUGUGCCGGCUAAAACAAUGGUGAGGUUUGGUGGGAUAAAAAUGGAGACCGAAAAUGUGUAUCUCCAAAGACCAGACGGUAGUGAAAAAUGGCAAGAAAAUGAUGUGUUUCCUCAUAGGAGAAAGGAUGGGUGGAUGGAGAUCAAGUUGGGAGAAUUUGAGUACAAUGAAGGAGAUGUUGGUGAAAUUGAGAUGGCGUUUGAGUAG